UAGAUGACGCGAUUUUGUCAGUUGUCGUGGAUACUCGGUUAUUAGCUGAAUGCUAGGCGGGUAAACUAGUUCUGGACUCGAUCGUUGAGAGGACAGACCUGGAGGAAACGGGCUAGCUCGGCACCAUGACCCAACAAGGGGCUGCCCUUCAGACUUACAACAACGAGCUUGUGAAGUGCAUCGAGGAGCUCUGUUCCAAGCGAGAGGAGCUGAACCGGCAGGUGCAGAAGGAGGAGGAGGAGAAGGCACGGCUACAGCACGACAUCCGCGUGCUGACGGAGAAGCUGAGCCGCGUCAACGAGAGCCUGGCCCGGCGCCUGGCCGCCCGCGCCGACUUCGACCGCACCAUCGCCGAGACAGAGGCCGCCUACAUGAAGAUCCUGGAGAGCUCCCAGACGCUCCUCACCGUGUUGAAGAAGGAGACGGGAAAUCUCAGCAGGAUAACCGAUGCCCGGGGGGGGCACAAGGACCACUGACAAUCAGCCCCCCUUACUUAUGUAUCGACUGCCUUGAACUUAAUAUAUUUGUAUGUAUGAUGUUGUCUUAUGAUCCUUUGAUACGUGUUUUAAUAAAGCUUUGUUCUAUUAUG
This is a messenger RNA of Brienomyrus brachyistius, 589 nucleotides long. It is a transcript of the gene ssna1, whose product is annotated as Sjogren syndrome nuclear autoantigen 1. The coding region runs from base 126 to 476 and encodes 116 amino acids. Lineage: Eukaryota; Metazoa; Chordata; Actinopteri; Osteoglossiformes; Mormyridae. Gene Ontology annotation, cellular component: centrosome; ciliary basal body. The record is from RefSeq and is a predicted model, not a curated record. The transcript has 3 exons.